This is a messenger RNA of Sesamum indicum (sesame), 1241 nucleotides long. Its product is annotated as protein yippee-like At4g27740. The record is from RefSeq and is a predicted model, not a curated record. NCBI's taxonomy places the organism in Eukaryota, Viridiplantae, Streptophyta, Magnoliopsida, Lamiales, Pedaliaceae.
GUAUAUUUAUGUAUUAAUAUUAUAUUAUUACCGUAUAUAUUAUUAUAGAAUAUAGAGUCAGAGAAAGAAAAGAAAGAAGAAAUGCAGCAGAACGGCAGAACAAAAACAAAAGGAAAAAGAGAGAAUUGAGAAGAGAAAUGGCAAAGCGCGACCUCCUCCACUCUCCAGCCGACGGCAGAGCUCUCUCCACCAAUCUUCUCCAUUGGAGAUCAAUCAGCAUUCAUUACUUUCAAGAACAGUUGAGAAUCUUGGAAUAUCUGCAAAUGGGAAGGAUAAUCUUCAAGGAAUUCAAUCAGCGAAUCCCUGAAUACCUGAUGUGCAAGGAAUGUGAAGCCCCUCUUGCCUUACCACAAGACUUCCACUGCGAGUGCCCAGAAGAGGGAGCUGAAGGCCUUGUCUUUACUGACCGUAUGAUCAUCAACGUGGAAGCCGACGAGGAUAAUGAUCGCCUUCGGAGCGUUGGUCGUCUCCCUCACAUAGUUGCGAGAGUCUCCUGCAUAAGAUGUCGUGAAGUGUUGGGCUAUAAAUACAUCCAAGUUGACGAUAGGCAGCAGCUUGUCCAAAAUGGAAUGGUGAACUUUAAGAAGGAAAUGGUUCAGAGGAGACAUGGCGAUGAGAUUAUAGACGGAGAGGAACCAGAAGCUGUACAAGUUCACAUACGAUGAUUCAGGCUGUAGAAGAAUUCUUGGGAGGAUUGACUGAAGAACUUAGAUUGAGUGUUGAGAACACUUUUUACUAUUCCCACGUUCAAAUUCUGAAUUCUUUGAUUUCUCUAUACAACAUUAACGCCGUCUCUUUGAUUUCCCAAUAAAGCUGUUGAUGAGCUUCUUCUUUGGUUUUAUCGAGUAUAUAUAUAAAUGAUAAACUGAUCAAUUCAGUUUUGUGGAUACUUUUUGUAGAGUUUUCAAACAUAACAAUACAAGUGCUGAAGACAUAUGGAUCAGUACUGACGUCGUUGCACUGUUCGAAUACUUCAUCAACUGCUCUUUUCACUAAUUAGCAGCUGCUGAAAUGUAAGUUCUCUAAGCAAACUACUGCUUGUAGUCACAAUAAGGAACAACGCCUAAUUUCCUGUAACUGUUGAGCAAAUUCAUGUCAAAUGUGAGGUGUAGAUGGACAAGAAUUAUGCUCAAUAAAGCAAAAUAAGUGUCUGAUGAUGGCCUGUAAUGCAGUAAUUUUAGAUUGAACCGCUAGAUUUAUCAUGUGCAAACAAACACAUAAGUGAUCACUGCAACCAAAAA